AUCUCGCCCUGGCCCAAACCUUGGCGUUGGGUGGAGAAUGCCAGGGCAAUUGCCGGCUAGGGAUGUUGUGACCAGCCGUAGCAGUCUGGCUGACUUCAGGCAGAAGGAGCAGAGCAGGGGAUAGCCCGACACGAGGGAGUGGCCGUGAAGGCCCCCUGUGCCCCUGGUCCAGGCGAGUCAAAAGACCCUUUGAAGGCGUUUGCUCUGAAGUUGAUCUGGCUCAGGGAUCUGGGUUGUUUACCAGAUCUCAGUGGUUACGCUCUCCCUGGGGAAGCCGUCCCGUGAAGUUGCCAAGAGUGCACGGCGGUCGAACGCUCUCCUUUUUUGGGUUGAAAAGAAUCCGCAGAUUUAACGUCUCCUGAGCAGUUCCCGAUUGAGCGAGGCGCCGAGGACCAUGACGGGGAGUAACAUGGCGGACGCGUUGGCCAGUGCCACCUGUGGCCACUGCCGCUCGCACUUUGACCCCACGGAGCGGAUUGUCAACAGCAAUGGGGAGCUGUACCACGAGAAGUGCUUUGUGUGUGCGCAGUGCUUCCAGCAGUUCCCAGGAGGCGUGUUUUAUGAGUUUGAAGGAAGGAUGUACUGUGAACACGACUUCCAGAUGCUGUUCGCUCCCUGCUGUGGACAGUGUGGAGAGUUUAUCAUUGGCCGUGUCAUCAAGGCAAUGAACAACAACUGGCACCCGGACUGCUUCUGCUGCGAGAUCUGCUCGGUGGCCUUGGCGGACCUGGGCUUUGUGAAGAAUGAGGACAGGCAUCUGUGCAGACCCUGCCACAACCAGGAAAAGGCAAAGCGACUUGGCCAGUACAUCUGUCAGAAGUGUCAUCUGAUUAUUGACGAAGUGCCACUAAUGUACAAGAGUGAUCCCUAUCACGCUGACCAUUUCAACUGCACCCACUGUGGGAAGGAGCUCACGCCGGAUGCCCGGGAGAUGAAGGGGGGUCUCUACUGCCUGCCCUGCCACGACAAGGCGGGGGUCCCCAUCUGUGGGGCGUGUCGGCGACCCAUCGAGGGCCGCGUGGUCAAUGCCCUGGGGAAACAGUGGCACGUCGAGCAUUUUGUUUGUGCCAAGUGUGAGAAACCGUUUCUGGGUCACCAUCACUUUGAACGGAAAGGACUGGCCUACUGUGAGAAGCAUUACAACCAGCUGUAUGGAGAUGUUUGCUAUCACUGUAACCGGGUGAUUGAGGGUGAUGUGGUGUCGGCUCUCAACAAGUCCUGGUGUGUUCACUGUUUCGCUUGCUCCAACUGUCACUCCAAGCUCACCCUGAAGAACAGGUUUGUGGAGUUCGACAUGAAGCCCGUGUGCAAACGAUGUUACGAGAAGUUCCCGCUGGAACUGAAGAAGCGACUGAAGAAGCUGUCUGAGAGAAACAUGCGGAAGUAAGGCCAGGGCUGCAGCUGUCCGUGAACCCUGGUCCUCUGGGAUAGGGGCCGGGACACCCUCGAUAUAUUCAGCGAGGAGGGCACAAUGCCACGCUUGACUCAAUCAUUUACUUACCAGUGUG
Messenger RNA from Amblyraja radiata (thorny skate), 1508 nucleotides. RefSeq names its product LIM and senescent cell antigen-like-containing domain protein 1. Bases 395 to 1387 code for a protein of 330 amino acids. Gene Ontology annotation, cellular component: cytoplasm; focal adhesion; cell-cell junction. Gene Ontology annotation, biological process: positive regulation of integrin-mediated signaling pathway; cell-cell junction organization; positive regulation of substrate adhesion-dependent cell spreading. The transcript is spliced from 10 exons. NCBI's taxonomy places the organism in Eukaryota, Metazoa, Chordata, Chondrichthyes, Rajiformes, Rajidae. The record is from RefSeq and is a predicted model, not a curated record.